Molecule: messenger RNA, 1915 nt
Organism: Anopheles arabiensis
Lineage: Eukaryota; Metazoa; Arthropoda; Insecta; Diptera; Culicidae
Product: zwei Ig domain protein zig-8-like
Exons: 9
Coding region: 609-1763 (384 amino acids)
Biological process (GO): synapse organization
Cellular component (GO): neuron projection membrane
Source: RefSeq, a predicted model, not a curated record
GGUAGUUGACAGGAAAUGGCUGUCCAUGCGUGCAUGCUAGCGUGAAGUGACGGUGGGAGGUGUUUUCGACUUUUCUCGUUCCGUCGAAAAUCGUAUCAAAGAGAGGUGUUGCAAUCAGUGUUUUCUUCUCAAUCAGUCGCCGGAAAGAUCACUUAAAUCGUUGCUGGUAGAUGGUGUAGCCUUCGUCGCUUGAAUAUUGGAUGAUUAUUCCUUAGCUGGUGCGCUAGUGACCUUCGUAGGCAGACGUGUUUUAACGGCUCGAAGUAUUUUUCGCUACGUGGUGGUUUGGGGGAGAUUGUGGUUUUGUGUUUCUUGUUGGUGUUAAACCUUGGAGCUUUGGAUGCAUCAGUGUGUGGUGGCGUCUCACCGACAGUGUCUGUUACGGUAAUUGACAAUUUGUGUUGCGGUCAGCAGAAGCAGAGCCUGUGAAUUGCGAUCGCAAAACCACGCAAAGGAACAACCGUGAACAUUAUGCGGUUGUGGUAAUAUCACGUCAAUUGCGUUGCGUUUUAUUGGAUACAUUUUGUGAAUAUGAAUUUAUAAAAUAGCGGCCGACACAAACACUGCCAAAUCUGGAUAAAACAAAAAAAGAGGUAUAUACUACAGUGAUGGCCGCACUGCGCUCUCAGAAUGGAAUAAACUUAAUUUUCCUUUUCAUCGUUCAUUUAAACCACGGCAUUACAAAGUCACUGCAGACCUUUUCGGAGGAACAGUUCCUCCUGGAGCUGAGUGAUGAUCACAGCAGUUCACCGGUAACGCGUCCUCCGAUACGUAACCGAACACCACCGUACCUUGGCAAUCUGCACCUUGGCUUUCACCAGCACCAGUACCAGCACCAUCAGCAUCCGGAGACGAGUGAGAACGAAAUUUACGACUCGGACGAGAGUAAUCUGCUCCGGACGCCGCUCGACCGUGGGCCACACUUUGAUUUGUCCGCCUCGAAAAACAUUACAGCGCUGGUCGGGAAGACGGCCUAUCUCAACUGCCGGGUGAAGAACAUCGGCAAUAAAACGGUGUCCUGGGUGCGGCAUCGUGACAUUCAUCUGUUAACCGUAGGUAGAUUCACCUAUACGUCUGACCAACGUUUCCAGGCUGUACAUAAUCCCCAGACAGACGACUGGUCGCUACAAAUUAGAUACCCCCAGAAGCGGGACACGGGCGUGUACGAGUGCCAGAUCUCCACUACGCCACCGGUCGGGCACUCAAUGUUUCUCGCCGUCGUAGAGCCAAUCACCACGAUCGUUGGUGUGCCGGAUCUGUACAUCAACACGGGCUCAACUGUAAAUUUAACCUGCAUAGUGCGAAACUCGCCCGAGCCUCCUUCAACCAUUUUUUGGACCCACAACAAUCAGGAGAUCAACUACGAUUCACCCCGGGGCGGUGUGUCGGUCAUAACGGAGAAGGGUGAAACGACGACAUCGUACCUGCUAAUACAGCGCGCCCGCACCACCGACAGCGGGAAGUACGUCUGCUCCCCAUCGAAUGCCGAUCCUUCCACGAUCAACGUGCAUAUCAUGAAUGGUACCGUUCGACCGCCCUACUCGCUAACCGCGUCCAGGGCAAUGACAAAUACGACAGUGUUCGCCCGAUACUGGAAACAUUUCAGACAGUAUUUGUCAGGGCUACCAUUGUUGGACUCCCCGCUUAAGCGGUUAGCAUUGCCGCCCAGCCAGUGGAGUUUGCCGCUGAGUUUAAUGGUGCCCAGUAUUGCAUCAACAGCAUUUUUCCUGAAAAUCCACGCGUGGACCAACAACUGUCGGUGAUGACGGUGAAGAAAUUCAUCGUAGAACUCAUCCCUGACCAACAAGACAAGACCGAACAGAAUAAGCGAAGAAAAGAACGUUGUUAAAAUUCUUGUGCAUCGAAGACGUUGAAAUAAAAUAAUUUCGAAGUAAAGUCAAUUUUACUUCAAUAA